AUGGACGACAGCUGCGCGGUGUGCGCGGACGCGCUCGAGUGGGUGGCCUACGGGCCCUGCGGCCACCGGGAGGUGUGCUCGACCUGCGUCGUCCGCCUCCGCUUCGUGGUCGGGGACCGUCACUGCUGCAUCUGCAAGACGGACUGCCCCUCCGUCUUCGUCACCAAGGCCAUGGGGGACUACACGAGGGUCAUCUCCGACUUCUCCGCUCUGCCCGCCGCGGCGAGCGAGGGGAAGGCGGGGGAGCACUGGUACCACGAGGAUUCAAGGGCCUACUUCGACGACGCCGACCACUACAAGAUGAUACGGGCCAUGUGCCGGCUCUCCUGCAGCGUGUGCGAAAGAAUCGAGGAGGACCAGGCCGGCCAGGCGGCGCAAGCGCAAGCAAAGGGCAGAGACAGCACCUUCAAGACCAUUGGCCUGCUAAGGGGGCAUUUGGCCGACAAGCAUGGGCUGCGCAUGUGCAAUCUUUGCUUGGGAGGGAGAAAGGUGUUCAUCUGUCAACAGAAGCUCUACACGCAGGAACAGAUGACCCGGCACACGCAAACAGGCGACACGGAGGUGGAUGGUUCCGAUGAGGUUGAGCGCGGCGGCUUUGCAGGGCACCCGAUCUGCGAGUAUUGCAAGAGGGCAUUCUAUGGAGAUAAUGAGCUUUACGAGCAUAUGACCAGGCAGCACUACACGUGCCACAUAUGUCAGAGGCGCCAUCCUGGGAGCUACGAUUAUUUCCGCAACUACGACGAUCUGGAGAUGCAUUUUAGGAAGGAUCACUUCCUCUGCGAAGAUGAAGCGUGUUUGGCCAAGAAGUUUGUUGUCUUCCAGAGCGACGCAGAGAUCAACAGACACAAUGCUAUGGAGCACGGCGGGCGGAUGACUCGUGCCCAGAGGAAUGCCGCACUUCAGAUACCUACCAGUUUUAUGUACCAAAGGAAUGAGCACGAUCAAAGGCGCGGCAGAGGCAGGGGCCGUAAUGAUCACCAUGACAGACCUGACAGGGAUUUCUCAUUACCUGUGGAUGGCAGUGCAACUGCAGAUCAUGGCCUUGGAAGUCGACUUGAUAGCGCAGGGGGUUCCGCGAUGUUUGCUGAUGAAUCAUUGUUCCCUCCAUUGCCUGGGUCAAGUAACAAGUGUCCUGCUUCAACACAACAGGGGCUACAAGGUCUUCCUAAGACCACUCUUGCAUCAAGGCUUCAACAAUCUAGGAAGGGCACCGUAAAGGUACUAUAUUCUGGUCGGCCUCAAACUGCUCAAAAUCCUGAGAUGGUACCUCAUGUUUCCACUUCCACCCACACAUGUCCUACACCUGAGCGGGAGCGGAAUGGCAGUGCAACUGCAGAGCAUGGCCUUGGAAGUCGAGUCGAUAGUGUUGCAGGGCCUUUACAGUCAUCAAGUGUCAGUUCGGCCAGUUCUCGUCGAAGCUUAGGGAAUGGUCGCGUGCUUAAACAAUUGUCUUUUCCUCAUCUUCAAGGCUGGGAUAUUCCUGAUGCUAGGAUGGAUGCUGUUUCAGAUGAAACCUCGUGUGCUCCCCUCUCAGAGCAACAAUCAAGUAAUACGCUGGCUCUUAAUCAGAGCUCAAGGGGUUCUGAGAGGCUUGGUGAUGUGUUCCUUCCAUUGCCUGGGUCAAGUAACAAAGGUUCUGCUUCAACACAACAGGGGCUGCAAGCUUUUGCUAAGAACACACUUGCAUCAAGGCUUGAACAACCUAGGAAGGGCACCGUGAAGGUACUAAAGUCUGGUGACGUGUUCCUUCCAUUGCCUGGGUCAAGUAACAAAGGUUCUGCUUCAACACAACAGGGGCUGCAAGCUUUUGCUAAGAACACACUUGCAUCAAGGCUUGAACAACCUAGGAAGGGCACCAUGAAGGUACUAAAGUCUGGUCGGCCUCAAACUGCUGAAAAUCCUGAGAUAGUACCUCAUGUUUCCACUUCCACCCAGACAUGUCCUACACCUGAGCGGGAGCGGGAUGGCAGUGCAACUGCAGAACAUCAUGGCCUUGGAAGUCUAGUUGAUAGUGUUGCAGGUCCUUUACAGUCAUCAAGUGUCAAUUCAGCCAGUUCUGGUCAAAGCUUAGGGAAUGGUGGCGUGCUCGAACAAUUGUCUUUUCCUCCUCUUGGAGACCAGGAUAUUCCUGAUGCUAGGAUGGAUGCUGUUCCUGAAAAAACCUCGUUUCCUCCCCUCUCAGAGCAUCAAUCAAAGCAUGCACUGGCUGUUAAUCAGAGCUUAAGGGGUUCUGCGAAGCAUCAAGCAAAGCAUGCACCGGCUGUUAACCAGAGCUCAAGGGAUUCUGCGAGGCUUGGUGAUGAAUCAUUAUUCCCUCCAUUGCCUGGGUUAAGUAACAAGGGUUCUGCUUCAACACAACAGGGGCUGCAAAGUCUUGCUGAGAACACAUUUGCAUCAAUGCUUCAGCAACCUAGGAAGGGCGCCAUGGAGGUACUGAAUUCUUGUCGGUCCCAAACCGCUGAAAAUCUUGAGAUAGUGCCUGAAUUUUCCACUUCCACCGAGGCAUGGCCUACGCCUGAUCAGGGGCUACAUCUCUCUGGGUCUUCUCACCUUCGGAUCGAACCUCAAUCGACAAGAGAUAAUGGGCUCAUGCCACCUGCCUCCAGCGGUUCAGCAUGGAAUUCCAGAGCUCCAAACAAGAUGAAGCACUCUGUUUCUACCCCUUAUCUUGUUUCUGGUGGGUCCUCUGCCCAGGCAUCAUCAAGUAGAGCUUAUGGCAAUAAAAACCAAGUGCCACCUCAAAGCAGCCAACCUUUGCCUGUUGCGGAGGAUGUUCGGCAAGCGAACAAUGCCCUUGUGGAAAGAAUGCGUGCUGCAUUUGGAAUGGAUGAGGAUAGGUUCUCUGCGUUUAAAGAAAUUGCUUGUGAAUACCGUCACGGUGUCAUUGGUACUUCAGAGUAUCUCUCGUAUGUGGAGCAGUUUGGUAUAUCGCAUCUUGUUCCUGAGAUGGCUAUUUUGUUGCCUGACCCUGUGAAGCAGGCCGAACUUGCUGAGGCCUAUUACGCCAACAUGCGCUCUAAAAGCCUGAAAGAAAAUGGCGGUUGUGAAACCAUUACCUUGAAAGAGAAAUUGCUUCAGGAAGGAGAGGCUGCAGUGCUUUCAAAGGAUGGGUACCGAUCUUCCAAGGAAAGAAACCCACUAUCUGCUGGAGGUGAUCCAGUUGCCAUUUCAAAGGCGUCUAGCACCAGUAGGUAUGUGGGCAAGGGUGGAGGAAGCAGCAGCAGCAGUAACAACAGCAAACAAUCAAAGAAGACAUCAAAGUUUCUCAGAGCUCGGUUGGGCGACAACUCAUUGGCUAUGCUUGAUUUUCGUCAUCCUGAUGAUGUGAGCCCUGAAGGAAACGUUUGGAAGAACGGUGCGGCGCACAAGCUCUUCUCCGGCAACGCAAAGAAAUAG
Triticum turgidum subsp. durum (durum wheat) is the source of this 3396-nucleotide messenger RNA. The record is from the annotation of a GenBank genome assembly. Lineage: Eukaryota; Viridiplantae; Streptophyta; Magnoliopsida; Poales; Poaceae.